This is a messenger RNA of Hypanus sabinus (Atlantic stingray), 939 nucleotides long. Its product is annotated as C3a anaphylatoxin chemotactic receptor-like. NCBI's taxonomy places the organism in Eukaryota, Metazoa, Chordata, Chondrichthyes, Myliobatiformes, Dasyatidae. Gene Ontology annotation, molecular function: G protein-coupled receptor activity; complement component C5a receptor activity. The transcript has a single exon. Gene Ontology annotation, biological process: inflammatory response; positive regulation of cytosolic calcium ion concentration; phospholipase C-activating G protein-coupled receptor signaling pathway. The record is from RefSeq and is a predicted model, not a curated record. The coding region runs from base 1 to 939 and encodes 312 amino acids. Gene Ontology annotation, cellular component: plasma membrane.
AUGUUCUUAUCCGAAGAAGUGUGCAAUUUGACGCUCGCUGGGAAUUCCACGGCCGUUGUAAACAUGGAGUGGGGAGCAGCUUCCAUCACGUCAAUGGUCAUAUUCAUCCUCACCUUCCUACUGGGGGUCCCGGGUAACGGCGCCGUCAUCUGGGUGAUUGUCUUCAAGAUGAAGAAUAAGGUCCACACGGAAUGUUUCCUGACUCUGGCUCUGACUGACCUGAUCUAUUGCCUGACCCUUCCCUUCCGCAUGGCCGACAUCUCCCUGACCCACUCCGGAUACAACGCCUACUUUUCCUGUAAGUUUAUUGGAGUCUUGAUGUUCCUCGACGCAUCCGCCAGCACGUAUCUGUUAUGUCUGAUCAGCAUCUGCCGCUGCGUGGCUAUUACUCGGCCCACGUGGUUCCAGCAAUAUCUGAGCCUCACGUGGAUUCGUGCGGCCUGUUUCGGAGUGUGGAUCCUAGCCAUCGUCAUGUGCUUACCUGUCCUCCUGCUUCCGGAUUUGAAGAAGGAAUCGACCGUCUUGGAGCCUUUUUGGUUUGUUUUUACCUUCGGCCUCCCCUUUUUAAUUAUGAUCACUUGUUACUUACUGAUAGGUUGGAGGCUGCAAGGGAACAGGUUCGCCAAAUCGAAGAAGCCUGUCCGCCUCAUCAUCACCGUGGUCGUGGCCUUUAUGAUCUGUUGGAUCCCCAACGCUGUGUGCGACCUCCUAUCGGCCUUCACCACACCGAUUUCCCAGGACUGGUCAUUAUUCACUGUCGCCCUGGCCUCCUUCAACAGCGCACUCAACCCCCUUCUCUAUGUCUUUGCUGGCCGUGAAUUCCACCAGGUCUUCAGGCGGUCCCUCCUCGCCUCGCUCCAUCUGGCCUUUGCCGAGCAGAAGCCAGAAUUGGAGACCCAGUCUCAAACCCCCAACCUCACCUUAAAUACGAAUGUCUGA